This is a messenger RNA of Gastrolobium bilobum, 1257 nucleotides long. Its product is annotated as carbonic anhydrase 2-like. Gene Ontology annotation, biological process: carbon utilization. Bases 190 to 1026 code for a protein of 278 amino acids. The transcript is spliced from 10 exons. Gene Ontology annotation, molecular function: zinc ion binding; carbonate dehydratase activity. NCBI's taxonomy places the organism in Eukaryota, Viridiplantae, Streptophyta, Magnoliopsida, Fabales, Fabaceae. The record is from RefSeq and is a predicted model, not a curated record.
UCCUCUUCAAAUUCAUUUUCAUUCUCCUUCUCCCCACUUUGAGCUUCUUCAACUAUUAGUCCAAUCAGUUUAGCUAUUUUUCUCACAUUUCCUUCAGCAACAAUUUCAUUCACAGGGCACGGUAGAAUAAGUCCAAUCCUCCCAUCAAAUUAACUACCCCUACCCUUUUGCAGGAGUGCAGAGAGAGUGAUGGCUGGAGCAUUAAAAAAGUGCAUGAUGCUGUGUUGUACGAGCAAGAUUGUCUCGAAGGAAGACAUGGCAGGAGAAUCAUACGAUGAAGCCAUAGCAACGCUGACCAAGCUUCUCAGUGAGAAAGCUGACCUCGGGGGCGUUGCCGCCGCAAAGAUCAAGGAGUUGACGGCGGAGCUAGAGGCCGUCGGUUCAAAGCCGUUCAACCCAGACGAUAGGAUCAGAACUGGGUUCGUCCAGUUCAAGAAUGAGAAAUUCGAGAAGAACCCUGAUCUAUAUGGCGAACUUGCUAAAGGCCAGAGCCCAAAGUUUAUGGUCUUUGCAUGCUCAGACUCAAGAGUUUGCCCAUCCCAUAUUCUGGAUUUUCAACCAGGUGAAGCCUUUGUGGUCCGAAACAUCGCCAGCAUGGUUCCACCAUAUGACAAGACGAAGUAUACAGGGGCAGGGGCGGCCAUUGAGUAUGCAGUCUUGCAUUUAAAGGUGGAGAAUAUUGUAGUUAUUGGACACAGCUGCUGUGGAGGAAUAAAGGGGCUCAUGUCUAUCCCAGAUAAUGGGACCACUGCAAGUGAAUUUAUAGAGCAAUGGGUCCAAAUAUGCACUCCAGCAAAGUCAAAAGUUAAAGCGGAAACAAGUAACUUAAGUUUCUCGGAGCAGUGUACUAACUGUGAGAAGGAAGCUGUGAAUGUAUCGCUUGGGAACCUAUUGACUUACCCAUUUGUGAGAGAUGGGAUUGUGAAGAAAACGCUUGCUUUGAAAGGAGCACAUUACGAUUUUGUUAAUGGCACUUUUGAGCUGUGGGAUCUGAACUUCAAACUUUUGCCUUCUGUAUCCGUUUAAUUAAGAUGUCUCCAGCACCAAAGUAAACCUACCCGAACUAUUUAGUAAAGAAAACAAAAAUAAUGGUCUGAGCUAGGAGCAAUAACUCAAUUAGUUUUUUUCCUACCAAACUCAUUUCUCUCUCUGCUAUACAAAGAGUGUUCUUAUUUUAUUUUCAUUUUUUUGGUUGAAAUAUUUUAUUUUCAUUUUGCUGAUAUGUCAAUGAUAUGAUCCCAAGCUACCAGAUAGUUA